CAUGUAUGUAGCAUUCUUGGCGUGUGUGUGGCUGCCGGCCGCAUCAACAGGCCGCCACCUGCCCCCUGGAAAGCAGCAGUUUGUUGUUCUGCGCUCCAUCGAUACAGGCAGCAGACUUGCCGAGCAAUGUCUGAUUGGCGAGAAGGACCUUGCGCGAAACAUGUCGUAUCCUCAGCUUGGUACACACCAGCUGCAAUCUAUGGCUGAAGCAGCAGUCUCUGGCACAAAGGAUAAGGCAGAGGACGCACAGACAACAGGCGGACUCCGCCAAGUGCUCGAACUCGUGCUGAAGACCAACGCCAACGGAUUCUUCUACAUGCACCACUAUCCGUAAUGCAUUUUGCAUGAAGCAGAAACCGGUUGGUCCUGGUGUGAAGAUGGCAAGUGAGUCGGGAUCGACGCGUACAGGACUGCUUUUUUCUCCUGUUUCGUCGUCUCAGUCAGGCCAAGCUGGCGGUUUCUUACAGGCUCGGGCGAGCCCUUGGGGCCCGGGGCAAAGGGACUGUGCGCAUGCAUCGUGGGAAGGCAGAUCGGCAGCGCGACUUUAGGAACUUGUGUGGCUCACGAGAGGGGCA
Molecule: messenger RNA, 575 nt
Organism: Linderina pennispora
Lineage: Eukaryota; Fungi; Kickxellomycota; Kickxellomycetes; Kickxellales; Kickxellaceae
Exons: 1
Source: RefSeq, a predicted model, not a curated record